Messenger RNA from Ochotona princeps (American pika), 2207 nucleotides. It is a transcript of the gene IFFO1, whose product is annotated as intermediate filament family orphan 1. The transcript is spliced from 9 exons. Bases 67 to 1746 code for a protein of 559 amino acids. The record is from RefSeq and is a predicted model, not a curated record. NCBI's taxonomy places the organism in Eukaryota, Metazoa, Chordata, Mammalia, Lagomorpha, Ochotonidae.
UCCUGCCGCUCACCCUCCAUCCCCGGCUCCUGAACCGGGCUCCAUCUCCCAGCAGAAGGCGCAGCCAUGAAUCCGUUAUUCGGGCCCAACCUCUUCCUCCUUCAGCAGGAGCAGCAGGGCCUGGCCGGGCCGCUGGGGGACCCCCGGGGGGGCGACCACUGCUCCGGAGGAGGGGACCUACCCGCCACGCCGCUCACUCCCACCGCCGGCCCCGCGGCCUUCUCGCCGCCAGGCCCGGGCCCGGCGCCCCCCGCAGCCAUGGCGCUCCGCAACGACCUGGGCUCCAACAUCAGCGUGCUCAAGACCCUGAACCUCCGCUUCCGCUGCUUCCUGGCCAAGGUGCACGAGCUGGAGCGCCGGAACCGGCUGCUGGAGAAGCAGCUGCAGCAGGCGCUGGAGGAGGGUAAGCAGGGCCGGCGGGGCCUGGCUCGCCGCGACCAGGCCGUGCAGACCGGCUUCGUCAGCCCCAUCCGGCCCCUAGGGCUGCCCCUGAGCGCGCGGCCCGCCGCCGUCUGCUCCCCGGCGGCACGGGUGCUGGGCUCGCCCGCGCGCUCGCCCGCCGGCCCCCCGGCGCCCCCGGCGGCGCCCGCCACCUCCGCCUCGGCCGCCUACUCGUCGUCUGCCCGCUUCAUGCCCGGCACCAUCUGGUCCUUCUCGCACGCCCGCCGGCUCGGCCCGGGACUGGAGCCCACGCUGGUGCAAGGGCCUGGCCUGUCGUGGGUGCACCCAGACGGGGUGGGCGUCCAGAUCGACACCAUCACCCCUGAGAUCCGCGCGCUCUACAACGUGCUGGCCAAAGUGAAGCGGGAGCGGGACGAGUACAAGCGGAGGUGGGAAGAAGAGUACACGGUGCGCAUGCAGCUGCAAGACCGAGUGGCUGAACUCCAGGAGGAAGCCCAAGAGGCCGACGCGUGCCAAGAGGAGCUGGCCAUGAAGGUGGAGCAGCUAAAAGCUGAGCUAGUGGUCUUCAAGGGGCUCAUGAGCAAUAACCUGUCGGAGCUGGACACGAAGAUCCAGGAGAAAGCCAUGAAGGUAGACAUGGACAUCUGCCGCCGCAUCGACAUCACCGCCAAGCUCUGCGACCUAGCUCAGCAGCGCAACUGUGAGGAUGUGAUCCAGAUGUUCCAGGUCCCAUCCAUGGGGGGGCGGAAGCGGGAGCGCAAGGCGCCUGUGGAGGAGGACCCCUCCCUGUCGGAGAGCGCCGGGCCCCGCCAGCCCGAGGGGGACGAGGAGGAGAGCACGGCCCUCAGCAUCAACGAGGAGAUGCAGCGCAUGCUCAACCAGCUGCGGGAGUAUGAUUUUGAGGACGACUGUGACAGCCUGACUUGGGAGGAGACUGAGGAGACCCUGCUGCUCUGGGAGGAUUUCUCAGGCUAUGCCAUGGCAGCGGCAGAGGCCCAGGGAGAGCAGCAGGAGGACAGUUUGGAGAAGGUGAUCAAAGACACCGAGUCCCUCUUCAAAACCCGGGAGAAAGAAUAUCAGGAAACCAUUGACCAGAUCGAGCUGGAGCUGGCCACGGCCAAGAGCGACAUGAACCGGCACCUGCACGAGUAUAUGGAGAUGUGCAGCAUGAAGCGGGGUCUCGAUGUGCAGAUGGAGACCUGCCGCCGGCUCAUCACGCAGUCGGGCGACCGAAAGUCUCCUGCUGUCACUGCAGUCCCACUUAGCGACCCGCCGCCGCCACCGCCGCCAAGCGAGCCUGAGGACUCGGAUCGGGAAGUCUCCUCUGACAGCUCCCUGAGAUAGGGGACAUCCCCUGCAGUGCCCACUCUGCUGGGAACACACCGAGGCAGCAAUGGGGGGCCUCUUAGGGGGAGUGUCACCUGUGCCCCCUACCCAUACCAGGCCUGGCCGCUGUGCACUGGGUGCCCCUGCCUUGGGCUCCCCCGCAUCCCCGCCCCACUGGGUUCCUGGACCCUGCCCAUCCACCUCAGUGGGGGUCCCUUGCCUUCACGCAUGGGUGUCUGCUACUCACCCACCUGUCCAGCGCUGCUGAGUGACCAUGGCCCCUCACUGUGGAAGGCGUGUGAGCAUGGGCUGUGGCCCCCACGCCUGUGGUAACUGCUAGUUUGUGCUCUUGUCUCAUAACUGGUUGGUGCUGAUGCUCUGGGAAUUGGGAUGAAAUGCGGUUCACCUGGAGGCCCUGGAAAGGCUUGGGCAACAUGCCUGGACAUAGAGCAUCCUGCCCCUGUCCCUUGCAGCGGUGG